This is a messenger RNA of Neohortaea acidophila, 381 nucleotides long. RefSeq lists its product as uncharacterized. The record is from RefSeq and is a predicted model, not a curated record. Gene Ontology annotation, cellular component: commitment complex; SMN-Sm protein complex; U2 snRNP. Gene Ontology annotation, molecular function: RNA binding. Gene Ontology annotation, biological process: spliceosomal snRNP assembly; RNA processing. Lineage: Eukaryota; Fungi; Ascomycota; Dothideomycetes; Mycosphaerellales; Teratosphaeriaceae. The transcript is spliced from 3 exons. Bases 1 to 381 code for a protein of 126 amino acids.
AUGAAGCUCGUCAGAUUCCUCAUGAAAUGCACCAACGAGUCCGUCACCGUCGAGCUCAAAACUGGAACCAUCGUCCAAGGCACCAUCGCCUCCGUCUCCCCACAAAUGAACACCUCCCUCCGCACCGCCAAGAUGACGCCGAAAGGCGGCGCGCAAAUCUCCCUCGACCAAGUCAACAUCCGCGGCUCCGAGAUCCGCUACUUCAUCCUCCCGGACUCGCUGCCGCUCGACACGCUGUUGAUUGACGACGCGCCGAAACCGAAGAACAAGGCGCGGAAGGAGCAGGAUCGUGGGGGGAUGCGGGGUGGUCGGGGCGGCGGGCGAGGAGGCCCGCGGGGACGGGGCAGAGGGAGGGGAAGAGGUGGUGGGAGAGGAUUUUAA